This is a messenger RNA of Pseudozyma hubeiensis SY62, 2514 nucleotides long. RefSeq names its product ubiquitin carboxyl-terminal hydrolase. Gene Ontology annotation, molecular function: cysteine-type endopeptidase activity; cysteine-type deubiquitinase activity. The record is from RefSeq and is a predicted model, not a curated record. Gene Ontology annotation, cellular component: nucleus; cytosol. The coding region runs from base 1 to 2514 and encodes 837 amino acids. NCBI's taxonomy places the organism in Eukaryota, Fungi, Basidiomycota, Ustilaginomycetes, Ustilaginales, Ustilaginaceae. Gene Ontology annotation, biological process: protein deubiquitination. The transcript has a single exon.
AUGUCGUCUUCGUCCGCCCUUCCAUCUGCCAGCGCUCCUUCUUUCGUAUCACAUUCAUUGCUAGACGACACGCACUCGCAAUUGCAGCCUGAACCGACAACCAACAUCAUCGUACCGCAAGCGCCGCGGCCAUCACUUCUUUCCAACCAAAGAAAGCAAGCGGCAGCAGCGCCGCACGGCUAUAGACAAUCCUCCUCCUACUCCUCCUCUUCAUCACGAAGGACACAACGAAUCGACCCAUACCUGCAGACAUUCCACGAGACAAACCUCGGUGCAGCCUUCCGCCCACCGUCUCCGUCAUCAGCACCGCCUCUCACUCUCUCCUACCGCUCUAGACCUCAGCUUUCCCAGCUUUCCAAUUGGUCCGCGCUCAUCGACGCCCUUCCAAAACGCCCAAGAAGGAUCAACUCCCUCGAACCAGCAUCUCCCACCGCACAAAGUACACCCGCUCCCUCCUCCAUCUCUACUCAUCCCUCCUCCCCUCUCACAUCCGAACACCCCGACCUCGCCGUCUCUUCGCUCACCGAAGCAACCAGCAUUGCUGCUCCCGACUCACUCUCUUCCUCAGCCGUCGGCACCCCUCAGCUCAACCCGCCAAAAGUCAAUGUGUGGGGCACUCCCAAGUCAUGGGCAGACACCCUCGGUCGCACCGGUCUAAACGCCAAAGGUCCCAUCGGCGUCAGCGUCAAUGUCGGACAAGACAGCGCUUCCGCUGCCUCAGAAGUGGGCUCACCCUCCGCUGCGCGCUCUCCCAAAGCCUCAAACGGUCGCAAGGCUGGUCGCAAGUCUGCAGUUGCCCCUGCCAAACCGACCGUCAUGAGCCUCGAGCGUCUGCUGGCAGAUGCGCACACACGCUUCGAUGCUCCCAUCACCCAUCCCCGCGGUCUAGUUAACAAGGGCAACUUUUGCUUCGCCAACGCCAUCCUGCAGACGCUCGUCUAUUGUGCUCCCUUCUACAACCUUUUCAGCCUCAUCGGAAACGAAGUGCCCGCCGACUUUGGAAACGCCACACCUCUCAUGGAGGCCGUCAUUCAAUUCUUGCGCGAGUUCCUCCCUGCCGAUGCAUCCAUGUCGAUCGACUUCGCUGACCCAUCGGUCGCUGCCGCUUCCGAGCCUUUUGUGCCCGAAUUCGUCUACGAUGCCAUGCGUCUCAACAAGCGAUUCGAUCAGAUGCGACGCGGUCAUCAGGAGGAUGCGGAAGAGUUCCUCGGCUUCUUCCUCGACACGCUCCACGAAGAGCUCAUCUCGGCGCAGCGCCGAUCCGCCAUCAAGCUGGCCCACUCGGCUGGCGGUCCCAACGGCAUCCUUGCCAAGAUGUCCGACGAGGAAAAGAAGCUCAACGGCGUAUCCGACGACGAUCUCAGGCGGCUCGGUGUGCGCGUGGGCAAGGACGCCGCCUCGGGCGAUGCCGUCGGUCUCGGUCUAGAUGCUGCCUUCGACGACCAAGACAUUGUCGAGAGGGAGGUCAUGCGUCCCGUCAGCCCCUCUGAAGAAGGCUGGAUGGAAGUUGGUCAGAAGGGCAAGACCGCCUACACCCGUACCACCUCCACCUCCGAAUCGCCCAUCACGCGCAUCUUUGGCGGCAAACUUCGCAGCGUGCUCAAGACACCCGGUGCCAAGGACAGCGUCACGCUCGAGCCUUACCAGCCAUUGCAGCUCGACAUUCAGCCUGCGCACGUUCAGUCGAUCGAGGAUGCGCUUCUGCAUCUCACUGAGCCCGAGAUCAUUCCGGGAGUGUGGUCGCCUUCGCGCGCCGCAGAGGUCGACGCUACCAAGCAGGUCUUUGUCGAGUCUCUCCCUCCUGUCCUGGUUCUGCAUCUCAAAAGAUUCAUCUACGACGAGAUCGGAGGCGUUCAAAAGAGCCAAAAGCCCCUGUCGUACGGGACCAAGCUCGAGAUCGCUCCCGAAGUGCUCAGUCCCGCCAUGAGACUGCAGCCAAGACCACGCUAUCGCCUCUUUGGUAUCGUCUACCACCACGGACGAUAUGCUUCGGGCGGCCACUACACCGUCGACGUAUUGCGUCAGGACGGGCAUUCUUGGCUUCACAUUGACGACACGCUCUUCCACACCGUGCCCACCGAGCACGUUGUGCGCAACGCAGCUUCCGUUAACCGCGAUCACGGCCAUGAUGGUCUGGCCUAUCUGCUCUUCUACCGACGCGAGUUGCCGGGCGAGGCAGAGUCGGCAUCGGCGCCAGGACAAGCAAAGGAGGCGUCCGCUCCGGCCAAGAACGGUGCACCUGCAGCGAAGGUGAACGGCAUUCACGCAGCCGCGCCGAGCCCAGCGGUGGCAAGCAAGUCGGCACAAGCACCAGUAUCGGCCACACCGGUCGAGGCAUCAGCAAAGAACAAACAGCAGCAGCCACAGCAGCAGAAGACGGUUAUCGGAUCAAAGACUGCCAAGGGCCAGGCCGAUUCGGCAGCUUCGUCGCCUCGUGUAGCUCACGCCUCUCCCAAGGUCCCAGGAGCUGCACCGGCGAGCAAGAAGAAGGUCGUGCCCGGUUGGGAUCGCUGA